ACCCACCAAUGAGGAAGAGCUGCUUUUUACGAACGGGAGAAGUGGGUCUUGUGUGGAAACAGCUGAGCUCAGGGAGCCGGAGUCCGAGAGUUGGGAGCGGGCCGGGUCCUGUGUGAGCCAGGCUGGAGCGGCGGCUGUCCGAAUGAAUUACAAAUUGCCUUAAUUUGUAAUUGCCUGAGGACCUAUGUUUGAUUCACCUAGCUGCUCAAAAUGGAGGUUAUUCGGGAACCGGAUAUUUCAGGCAACUAUGAGCUUUCAGUUUCCCAUAAAAGCAAUGGAAAAAUAGGGAAGGAAAACUUUAAAAAUCCUUUCGAAUGUCACCUGCAGGACAAGGAAAAGCUGUCUGUGGGAGAUAUUAAUCUGACUGAAUCUCAGAAGAGCAAACUUCCAGUACUGGCAAAAACCAAGGCACCCCCAGACUUCCAGAAAAUGCACCAGGCCUGGCAGAACCAGUUUCAGAAGGGCAAAGCUUUGAGUAAAAAAUCUUGUACCCGUCCUCAACCUUUCAACUUGUCGCAAAAAGGAGAUCGGUUCCGUGUGACGGCUAUCACAGAUAUUGGACAGUCUGCUACUCUUUCCAACACCAAUCAAUGUCAGAAUCAACUGACUGGCUGUGCAAACAGAGAGCCAUUAACUGAAGUCUGCCUUGGCCAGAAAAGUCUCAGAAAAAACAUUGCACAUUCAAAAGAUCCGUCUGAGGAUGAAUUUAAGGCUGAUCCAGCUGCUCUGGCUAGCAUACUCUCUAAUGCUGGGGUGUCCAAUGUUGCUGGUGGCAUAAUGGGAAAGCUCAGCCUAGCACAGAGGGUGCCAGUGAAAAUAUCUGCUACAUCUUCAGUCAGCAAUGCCAAGGGCACAAUGGUCAGAAGUUCACUUUAUACAAUGCGUAGUAGCCAAGCAAAGUGCACUAAUUUAGAAAGGAUGUCCUGCUUCUCCAGGUUGACAACAAAAGGUGAAAAGCAGAGAGUUCCCUUUAGACCAGAGCAAGCAUCUCAACCAUUUGAUAACAUCUUGAAAUGUUUAACAUCUAAGGAUGAUUGUAUUCUUCAAUCCCAGGUGAAUCCUGUCUUACAGCAGAUGAACCAACCUCUUCACGUACCUGUUACUAGUAAACCACCUCAGCCAGUCACCCAAUCAGAUGUUUCAACAAAGCCCCAACUUUUGCCUGAUCAGAGUAAUGUGGUUAUCAAGAAAUUUGAAUCCUCGACAACAAUGUGCCAAGAUACUGGAGAGAUACUGCCUGUGGUGGAAAGUGCUUCGGUUAAAGAUACUCAUGACAAACUGAUAUCAGAUCCUGGAUUUGGAGAAUUUGUUGCAGAUUCCCAGGCUUUGGCCAGCAUUCUUUCAAACACAGGAGUGACUGUAAACAAUGAUGGGAAACUAAGCCUUGCGCAAAGGGUUCCUUUGCAAGAAAACCCAUUGUCAAUGAAAAAUGGCACGGUAUCUUUAGGGAGUGUGGUGGGAAAGGAGAAGACCCCAAAGCCUGCAUUUGGGCGCAUGUCUAAUGUUCCUCUUAAAGAUGCGAAGUUCAGUCCAUGCCGUGUUCUUAAUUCCAACCAAACGCCAAGCACCUCACCUUGGGGUUCUGCCAGACGAAUCCAUAAAGUGAAAUCCUCUACCAUGACAUUCUCUCAAGCCUUCAGCUUUAAUGUGAGGCAACCAGUGUUUCAUAAAACCCCCAAAGCACUUGCUGUGGAAAUGGCAAACAAGCGUUUUGAAGCGAAGUUCCCUGAACCUCAGGCAUUGAUGACAAAGUCUUCUGUGAAGUGGGCAGAUCAGCCAUCUCCUACCGCUGUUCCUGAUUCCUUAUUUGAAAAGGAAUCUAGCCUGGAACAAGUGGCAGUUAGACUCUUCCCUGAUGCAGAUUGUACUGGAGACAUAGACAAAAAGGAGGAAAUACCAUUCAAUGUGUUAGAUUGUGCAGUGAGCAGUGUACCAUGCACAAAAGAUGAGGUGGUGUCUGAAAAGUCAACUGCUGCUGAUGAUCGCCAAAUAAAGCAAUUGCACCAAGAACUUGCACCUUUGAGCAUACAAGAGCCAAGAUCAACGCUUCUUACUGCUCCUAGUCCCAGUAUAGAGCCGAAGCUAGGAACCAGUUUGCCACUGACCUUUCUUUCUCAUCCGGCUGUGCAAGCUCUUAAAUUUAACAAUUAUGGCCCUCGUUCUUUGCCCCAUAUUGCACAAAUGCGCCUACAAGCGACAAUGUCUGCAAAGAAGAGAUUCUGGGAUACCUGUUUAGAUGAUGAAUGUGCUUUCUACACUUCUUUCGGGGGUUCUGGCUCUUCACGAAGUUGUGAUGACCCUGUAGCCAGUUCUCUGGAAAAGCAGGAAAACAUGCACUUUAUUCCUAUAUCACCUGGAGAGCUUGGGUUUGUGAUGAAUAGCCCUGUUAAAGGAUCUGAGUGCUGUCUGACUGUACAGAAAUAAAACAAAUGGAAAUAAACUACAUGGACUGCUGCAUAUAAACUAAACAGACCUGGAAUAUACAGUACAACCAGUUCAAUAUUGAAGCUCACUUCGUGCAUUUUUGUGAAGCUUGAUGCGGUGCAUCCCAAGAAAGACUUGUGUUGUGCCUUCAUAUCUUUAUAAAAGUCUGUUUAUUUGUAAAUAUCCUUGCUCAUUGCUUUCCCUACCCUUUAUGAUUUUUUUUAUUAAUGUGAAAAUAAUAAAACACUAUUUAUA
Molecule: messenger RNA, 2679 nt
Organism: Pelobates fuscus (common spadefoot toad)
Lineage: Eukaryota; Metazoa; Chordata; Amphibia; Anura; Pelobatidae
Gene: TROAP
Product: trophinin associated protein
Exons: 17
Coding region: 211-2424 (737 amino acids)
Source: RefSeq, a predicted model, not a curated record